AACAUCUGCAUCUGGAGUCGCAACUUGCCUUUGCUUGCGUGUAAUGGCGAAAAGGUGCAUGUCGUGCCUCGUCACCUGACGCAUCUCAUGGUACAGCGCGCGCUCCUCAAGCUCAAAAUUCAUUCGUUAUCAUCCAAACUCUCUGAAUAAUCACCUCCCCAGAGUUCGCUUGUCCCAGAUGAAACUCUGACCGAAUAAUCAUGGUUGACGAAGAUGACCGGAAAUCAAGAUAGUUCAUGGAUGUUGUGUGUGAGCAAGGGCACAUCGCCGACGUCAGAUGUGAUGCCUUCGAGUUCUGCUGAAGGUUCAAAUGUCAAGUCCACGCCGUGGUGUGUUGGUAUGAUCUCUGUCAUCAUUCACUUCCCUACGGCAUGUGUUCACAUUGAUGCGAUUCGGAUUACCGGAACAACCACGCGGCAACGAGACGAUCAACACAUGCUCACCCUGUUCUGUCAUCUCAGGCCGUCUGUUCUGUCAUCUCAGGCCGUCGUUCCUUCUUUCAUCGCCUCCACGAUGGACCACAGGUCAGCCUAUCAUCCUAACUUCAGUAACCCAGGCGCCGAUGCUGUCUUAUCUUCGCUCGACGGUACCCUAUACCGUCUCCCAUCAUCAGUCUUACGACGAACCACCACGUUCUUCGCUUCGAGCUCUUUCACAUUCGGACCAGAUAACGAGUCUAUACCCAUCCACGAGCAUGAUGACAUCCUUGAACGACUGCUACGGAUUAUCAGCGGUCUCGCAAUCCCACCUUGGCGCACAUUUGACGAACUUGAAGGCGUGCUUAGUCUAUUAUAAUCAAAUUUUUGCCCAAAUAAGGUAUUUGCAGAAUCUCCGACAAGACCUCAUCCUCUUCCACAAGAAGGAUAAUAUAAUGUGUCAUGCUGUAAUGACUUUUA
Messenger RNA from Desarmillaria tabescens, 896 nucleotides. RefSeq lists its product as uncharacterized. The transcript is spliced from 3 exons. The record is from RefSeq and is a predicted model, not a curated record. Lineage: Eukaryota; Fungi; Basidiomycota; Agaricomycetes; Agaricales; Physalacriaceae. Bases 214 to 795 code for a protein of 193 amino acids.